AUGGCCAGCCUCAGAACCUUUUCCAGACUCGCGCGCCCUAAGCGGCUGCACUCCCAGAAGCACCCCAAGGGCUUCACUGCCCCCUCACAGGAGGAGCUGGACGAGCUGCGCGAGCGCGUCCACGACUUCACCCGCCGUGAAAUUCCCGAGGAGUUGGCCGCAAAGACGGACAAGACGAAUGCCUUUCCCAUGGAGAUGUGGGAGAAAUUGGGCGAGGCGGGUUUCCUGGGCGUGACGGCUGACGAGGACUAUGGCGGUCUGGGCAUGGGCUACCAGGCACAUUGCAUCGUGCUGGAGGAGAUGUCGCGCGCCUCUGGAUCGAUUGCGCUGAGCUAUGCCGCGCACUCGCAGCUGUGCGUCAACCAGAUCUCGCUCAACGGCACACCGGAGCAGAAGGAAAAGUAUCUGCCCGGUCUCAUUGCCGGCACCAGCGUCGGCGCCCUGGCCAUGUCUGAGUCCGGGUCCGGGUCCGACGUCGUCAGCAUGCGCACCUCGGCCAAGGCCGUCGAUGGCGGCUUUCUGCUCAACGGCACCAAGAUGUGGAUUACAAACGGCCCCGACGCUCACGUCAUUGUCGUCUACGCAAAGACGGAGCCUGACAAGGGCUCCAAGGGCAUCACCGCCUUCCUCGUCGACACCAAGGCCGAGGGCUUCUCGUGCGCGCGCAAGCUGGACAAGAUGGGCAUGCGCGGCUCCAACACGGGCGAGCUCAUCUUCGAGAACGUCUUUGUGCCCAACGAAAACGUGCUCGGCAAGGUCAAUGGCGGUGUUCGCGUCCUCAUGGAGGGUCUCGACCUGGAGCGCCUGGUCCUCAGCGCGGGCCCCUUGGGCCUCAUGCAGGCGGCUCUCGAUGUUGCGCUGCCCUUUACCCACCAGCGAAAGCAGUUUGGCCAGCCCAUUGCCCACAACCAGCUGGUCCAGGGCCGUCUUGCCGACAUGUACACCAAGCUGCAGGCUUCGCGCGCCUACACGUACAACACUGCCCGCAUGGUGGACGAGCAGGGCAUCAUCCGCACCCAGGACUGCGCCGGCGCCAUCCUCUACGCUGCCGAGAGGGCGACGGAGUGCACGCUGGACUGCAUCCAGCUGCUGGGAGGCAUGGGCUACACGGAGGAGAUGCCGGCAUCUCGAUUGCUGAGAGAUGCGAAGCUGUACGAGAUUGGAGCGGGCACAUCCGAGAUUCGCAGAAUGGUGAUUGGACGCGCCUUUAACAAGGAGUAUGCCAAUGCUUGA
Messenger RNA from Trichoderma reesei QM6a, 1233 nucleotides. RefSeq names its product Isovaleryl-CoA dehydrogenase. Bases 1 to 1233 code for a protein of 410 amino acids. Lineage: Eukaryota; Fungi; Ascomycota; Sordariomycetes; Hypocreales; Hypocreaceae. Gene Ontology annotation, molecular function: 3-methylbutanoyl-CoA dehydrogenase activity; flavin adenine dinucleotide binding. Gene Ontology annotation, biological process: L-leucine catabolic process. The record is from RefSeq and is a predicted model, not a curated record. The transcript has 3 exons.